UUCAUAUUUCGAAACGUAGUAAGUACUGAAGAGUCUGACGCAUACCCGGCCCUCACGUAUCCAUGGUCUUUUUCUGCUUUCUGGUCGAUCAAGAGCGGAAAGUGAGCCGGAGCAAGCCGGCGGCAGGAAUCUGCUCGCGGUGCGGUGGCGGGGCAAGCGUGGCCGACAUGAAGACAGCUACGAGAUUUUGUUAUGUGCCUUUCUAUUGGAAGUCUUGGAAAGCCAUUAUAUGCACGUUUUGUGGAGCCAUUCUUCGAUCCUACCGAUAGAACGAUGUUUCAUCGAUUCAUUAAUUUGCAUGCGCUUUUGUUUU
Molecule: messenger RNA, 313 nt
Organism: Juglans regia (Persian walnut)
Lineage: Eukaryota; Viridiplantae; Streptophyta; Magnoliopsida; Fagales; Juglandaceae
Exons: 1
Coding region: 63-269 (68 amino acids)
Source: RefSeq, a predicted model, not a curated record